UCUUCUCCUGCCACUGCCAGUACCAAAACGGUUCUCUUAUCAAAGAAACACAUAACCAAAAAACUGCAUUCAAUCACCUCCUUUUACCAUGGGAAGUGCUUGUUUUUCCUGGGACGUUUGUUUGUUUUUCGUCCUCAUUAAUACUUGUGAGGUGAUGGGGAAUGUUGGACUCGCAGAUGCCGAUGAGUGCUCUGAAGGCACGGAUGACUGUCACAUUGAUGCUCUCUGCCAGAAUACCCCCAAAUCCUUCAACUGCAUCUGCAAGCCGGGGUACAAGGGAGACGGCAAGCAGUGCGAAGACAUGGACGAGUGUGAGAAUGAGUACAACGGAGGCUGUGUCCACGAGUGUAUCAACAUCCCGGGCAACUACAGGUGCACCUGCUACGACGGAUUCAUGUUGGCCCACGACGGACACAACUGUCUGGAUGCUGAUGAAUGUGGUGAUGAGCUUUUCUGUUCCCGCCUCAAGUUCCCCUGCAACGCCCUCAACCCCCCCCCCCCCAAACUUGUUUUCAGCAAGUCAGAGAGGACAGAGGUCGCCAGAGAAGGGCACUCCCAUUCCUCCUAA
This is a messenger RNA of Salvelinus fontinalis (brook trout), 568 nucleotides long. RefSeq names its product signal peptide, CUB and EGF-like domain-containing protein 1. The record is from RefSeq and is a predicted model, not a curated record. The transcript has 4 exons. Gene Ontology annotation, molecular function: calcium ion binding. Gene Ontology annotation, cellular component: cell surface. Gene Ontology annotation, biological process: signal transduction. Lineage: Eukaryota; Metazoa; Chordata; Actinopteri; Salmoniformes; Salmonidae. The coding region runs from base 89 to 568 and encodes 159 amino acids.